GCUGUGUCUUCAAGGAGGCGGGACACAGGGGAGGGGUGGGAAGGUCAGCUGAUGGACCUUGUCCCUACACUGAACCUGGGUCGCUGAUCCAACAAUGGAGGCAACUGAAGAUAAGCGGGACAUGGUCUCACUGACUGGGAAGUUUAACUUUAACCCCAAGCUGGGCAUUGAUAAUCCUGUGCUCUCUCUGACUGAAGACUACGACUUCUCUGAGUCCCGGAUGUCUGAGCGGCCUCGCUUCUGUCUGCUAAGCAAAGAGGAAGGUGGGAGCUUCGGCUUCCACCUCCAAGAGCGGCUGGGCAGGACUGGGCCCGUGGUGUGCCGUGUGGACCCAGGCACCUCUGCCCAGCACCAGGGGCUUCGGGAAGGAGACCGGAUCCUGGGGGUGAACAAUGAAGUCGUGGAACAAGAAGCCUAUGCAGUGGUGGUCCGCCACAUCAGGGCCAGUGGACCUCGAGUGUUGCUGACAGUUUUGUCACAGUCCGUAUAUGAUGUGGCCCGAGCUCUGGAGGGGAGUGAUGCCCGCCUCUGUCCUACUCUAGGCCCUGGGGUUCGGCCCCGGCUAUGCCACGUAGUGAAAGAUGAGGGUGGCUUUGGCUUUAGUGUCACUCACGGACAUAAAGGUUCUUUCUGGUUGGUGCUGAGUAGUGGAGGUGCUGCUGAGAGGGCAGGAGUACCUCCUGGGGCCCGACUGCUGGAAGUGAAUGGGGUCAGCGUGGAAAAGUUCACUCGGAGCCAACUUAGCAGGAAGCUUUGGCAGAGUGGCACACAGGUGACUGUGCUGGUGGCAGGGCCAGAGGUGGAGGAGCAGUGUCACCAACUGGGAGUGCCUCUGGCUGCCCCACUGGCAGAGGGUUGGGCCCUGCCAGUCAAGCCCCGCCAUCUGCAACUAGAAAAAGGGCCGCAGGGCUUCGGGUUCCUGCUCAGGGAGGAGAAAGGCCUGGAUGGGCGGCAUGGGCAGUUCCUGUGGGAGGUGGACCCUGGACUGCCAGCUGAGAAGGCUGGGAUGCUGCCUGGGGACCGGCUGGUGGCUGUGGCAGGGGAGAGUGUGGAAGGACUGGGUCACGAGGAGACUGUGUCCAGGAUCCGGGCACAAGGCUCCAGCAUCUCCCUCACAGUUGUUGACCCUGAAGCUGACCGCUUCUUCAGCAUGGUACGCCUGUCCCCUCUCCUUUUCAUGGAGAGCAUAGAUCCUACCUCUCCUGGUGACACUUCCUCAGCCUCUCUGGCUGAGACCAAGGACCUACAGAUUGGAGACACAACCCUGUCUUCUGUCCACUGUGACACUCGCCAAUGCUUCCUAUACCCUGGGCCCGGAGGUGGCUAUGGCUUCCGACUCUGCUGUGUGGCCAAGGAGCCUCAUCUCUUCAUCUCUCAGGUGAAUCUAGGAGGUGCUGCUGCCCGAGCUGGGCUACAAAUAGGAGACAUGAUUCUGGAGGUGAAUGGGUAUGCUGUCAAUGGAGAGAAUGAUCUGGAAAGGCUUCAGCAGUUGGCUGAGGCCAAACCACCCCUGUGCCUGAAGGUGGCAGCCAGAUCCCAGCAGGGCUUGGAAGCCUGGAUUCCGCCAGGGUCUGCACAGGACUGGGCCCUUACCUCAGAGCUGCUCUAGCAUCGCGCUGCUAGGCACAGUGGCUUUCCCAACUUCACCUCCAGCCUGGGGUGAUUGGAGAGGGGCUGCUCCCUUAACCUGGAAGCUAGACUUUAGGACUUUGGACACUUCCAAACUUGGAAGGUCUCCAGGGUCUCCCCCUUCCCAUGGACCCACUUAUGGUCAGAGGCUUAAGUGGGCCCAUGUGGACACCUGGGCUCUGAUUCUAGAGAAAAUCAUGUGUGACUGUGCUCACAGAUGACUCUUUCUGAAAAGACUGGUGUCAUGUUAUAACUUACAAUGAUAUGUACUUGGUCUAUAUCCUAUUUCUGGCUCAGAGCUCCUACAAUCCUUGGAAUUUCCUAAGUCAUGAGAACAAUAAAAACUGUCUUUUGGGAGUCGGGCACAGCGGGUUAAGCGCACGUGGCACAAAGCACAAGGACCGGCGUAAGGAUCCUGGUUCAAGGACGGGCGUAAAGAUCCCGGUUCGAGUCCCAGCUCCCCACCUGCAGGGGAGUCGCUUCACAGGCGGUGAAGCAGGUCUGCAGGUGUCUUUCUCUCCCCCUCUCUGUCUUCCCCUCCUCUCUCCAUUUCUCUCUGUCCUGUCCAACAACGACGACAUCGGUCACAACCACAGUAAUAGCUACAACAAUAAAACAGCAAGGGCAACAAAAGGGAAUAAAUAAAUAAAUAUUAGUAAA
This is a messenger RNA of Erinaceus europaeus (western European hedgehog), 2289 nucleotides long. RefSeq names its product NHERF family PDZ scaffold protein 4 (gene NHERF4). Gene Ontology annotation, molecular function: signaling receptor binding; protein-membrane adaptor activity. The transcript has 11 exons. The record is from RefSeq and is a predicted model, not a curated record. Gene Ontology annotation, biological process: protein localization to plasma membrane. Lineage: Eukaryota; Metazoa; Chordata; Mammalia; Eulipotyphla; Erinaceidae. Bases 95 to 1609 code for a protein of 504 amino acids. Gene Ontology annotation, cellular component: apical plasma membrane.